UCCCACCCGAACGGUCAGCAGCCAGCCGCGUACCAAGAAACCAGGAGAGAGCACGACGCAGCCAGCCAUGAGCGCGUCCGAGCAGGAGGAGGAGAUCGCCGGCCCCGUCGCCGUCAGGAGGAGGCGGGACGGCAAGGAGGCGGCGGCGGCCAACGAGGAGCCGGCGCUCGCGGCGCUGGCGGACGACGUGCUGCUGCAGAUCCUGGGCCGCCUGGAGGAGGACCCGCGCGACUGGGCGCGCGCCUCCUGCGCCUCCCCGCGCCUCGCCGCGCUCCUCCGGGCCGCCUGCUUCCCGCCCCGCGUGUCCCGGGCCCUCCCCGCCGAGCUCCUCCCCGCGCCGUCCGCUGACGGCAACCCCGCCGCGUGGGCCGCGCUCCACAAGAUGUCCGUCUGCUGCCCCGGCCUCCUCCGCGCCGGGAUCCUCCUCGAGCCCUCCGACGACUUCGGCCUCGAGCUCGACAUCGGGCCCGACCUCACCGUCCCCGCCUCCUCGUCCUCCUCCUCCCUCGAGCCCACCGCCACCUCCGAGCCAAGAACCACCCCGCUGCCGAACCCCAGCCACCCACCGGCCGACCCCGACGCCGCCGUGUGGUCACUCUACGAUGACCUCUACCUGGACGCGGCGUACGACUGCACCUCCGAGGCGCACAUCCCUUCCGCCCCCGCCCCCGCCCCCGCCCCCGCCCCCGCCGCACCGGCAGACUCGCCCCCAACACCACCACCAGCACCACCACCCAAUGCCGGCCGGCGGGGCGUGGCGUCGGGGACCCGGCGGCGCCCGCGGAGGUGGCUGGGGCCCGUGGGCGCGCACCUGGCGUCGGGCUCCCGGACGCUGAGCCGCGAGCAGGGCAACAAGCUCCUGGCCAGCCGCUUCCGGGGCGACCGGCUCUACAUCUGCGACUGGCCCGGGUGCGUGCACGCGGAGGAGCGGCGCAAGUACAUGGUCUUCCGCGGCGUGUUCCAGGACUUCGCGCGCUCCCAGGUGCGCCGCGCGCUCCGGGACACGCGCCGCCCCACCGUCGCCGUCGACUGCGCCUUCUGCGGCUGCACCCAGGCCUGGGACCUCUACUCCGCCUUCUGCCUCCGGAGCUUCUACGGCUACCACGACGACGGCGAGCCCGUCGUGCGCGCCUACGUCUGCGAGAACGGACACGUCGCCGGCGCAUGGACCGAGCGCCCGCUCUACUCCUGAGUCCGGACUCUCUCUCCUCCGCUGGCAACAACAAUGGCCGGCGUGCCACGCUCUGCCGUCGUGGAUCUCCGCGAGCUCUCAGAUCGUGCGUGAGUAAUGUAUCUUUUUCUCUUGUUGAUGUCUUGAUGAUGAUGCGGAGCUGGCGAUUCAGAUUUCGCGUCCUCUGGUGUAAGUGUAACUCCUAUGCUUACCGUAACGAAGAAUGGAAGUGGAUAUUUCCAUUAA
This is a messenger RNA of Lolium rigidum, 1417 nucleotides long. Its product is annotated as phytochrome A-associated F-box protein-like. The transcript has a single exon. The record is from RefSeq and is a predicted model, not a curated record. The coding region runs from base 68 to 1192 and encodes 374 amino acids. Gene Ontology annotation, molecular function: protein binding. NCBI's taxonomy places the organism in Eukaryota, Viridiplantae, Streptophyta, Magnoliopsida, Poales, Poaceae.